UUGAGUUUUUUCGGAAACAAGGCCAGCCAGCGCGAAAUGUCGGAUGUGGAAAAUCCACAACAACAAGUCCAAGACGAGAUUAAGAAAAUCUGUUUUGAAGGAGCCUGGGCUUGGAUUAUUGAAAUUGCCUUUUGGUGUUUAGUUGCCUGCCUAAUCAUGUAUCUCAUCAGACGUUUGAUUGAGGGUCCCUUCUAUCGCAAACCCAAUCGCAUAGAUGGCAAAGUUGUCAUCGUGACAGGCUGUAACACUGGCAUUGGCAAAGAAACAGCCAUGGAAUUGGCAAGGAGAGGUGCCCGCCUGUAUAUGGCCUGUCGUGAUGCUGCUCGCUGUGAGGCAGCCCGUUUGGAGAUCAUUGAGAAAACCCAGAAUACCAAUGUUUUCAAUCGCACUCUGGAUCUCUCGUCGCUCUCAUCGGUGCGUCAAUUUGCCGAACGAUUCAAGGCUGAGGAACAAAAACUGGAUAUUUUGGUGAACAAUGCUGGCGUCAUGGCCACACCGCGUAAACUCACCGCUGACGGCUUUGAACAACAAAUGGGCAUCAAUCAUUUGGGUCAUUUUCUGCUGACAAACCUGCUGGUGGAUCGCCUGAAGGCUGCUGCACCCAGUCGUGUGGUGGUGGUCAGUUCGGCUGCCUAUGUCUUUGGUCGUAUCAACAAACAGGAUUUGAUGAGUGAAAAAUCCUAUUCAAAAUUCUUUGGCGCCUAUUCGCAGAGUAAACUGGCCAACAUUUUGUUCACAAGGAAGCUGAGUGAACUUCUAAAAGAUUCCAAGGUGACAGUGAAUUGCCUACAUCCUGGCAUUGUUCGUACCGAGCUGAUGCGUUACAAUACCUGUCCCAAGACAUGGAAUGUGGUUAAGACUGUUAUUGACAUAUUUAUCCGUUCACCCAAAGCUGGCGCCCAAACGUCACUGUUUUUGGCAUUGGAUCCGAAAUUGGAAUGUGUUACGGGUGGUUUUUACUAUAAUAUGUUGAGAUUCCCUGUGCUGCCUAGGGCCAAGGAUACGGAAAUGACUGAAUGGUUAUGGCAGGAAAGUGAAAAAUUAGUGGGGUUGAAACAAUCGUUGGCGGGUGCCGGAAAAAAGGAAGAGAAUUCUUCGGAAAUGGAACAAGUUAAAGUUGUGGCGAGAGAGGAUUGA
Molecule: messenger RNA, 1137 nt
Organism: Musca vetustissima
Lineage: Eukaryota; Metazoa; Arthropoda; Insecta; Diptera; Muscidae
Product: retinol dehydrogenase 12
Exons: 1
Coding region: 37-1137 (366 amino acids)
Source: RefSeq, a predicted model, not a curated record